Messenger RNA from Mizuhopecten yessoensis (Yesso scallop), 1933 nucleotides. Its product is annotated as WD repeat-containing protein WRAP73-like. Gene Ontology annotation, biological process: mitotic sister chromatid segregation; microtubule anchoring at mitotic spindle pole body; protein localization to mitotic spindle pole body. The coding region runs from base 343 to 1689 and encodes 448 amino acids. The transcript has 14 exons. NCBI's taxonomy places the organism in Eukaryota, Metazoa, Mollusca, Bivalvia, Pectinida, Pectinidae. The record is from RefSeq and is a predicted model, not a curated record. Gene Ontology annotation, cellular component: MWP complex; mitotic spindle; microtubule organizing center. Gene Ontology annotation, molecular function: protein binding.
AAGGGGCACCCCUACUAGGAGUUGGUUCACUUAUGAAAACAUUGCAAACAAUCUAUUGUUUACGACACGCCUGACAGGUUUGCGACCCAAACAACAAUUUGACAUUUGUUUGACAGAAGAAAAUAGCCGGGUCUGCAGUUUUAAACAAUUUUAAAAUGCAUAUUUAGUAAGAAAUAACAGGCAUGCGGCGAUUGUUUUGGCGCUGAAUUCAAAAUGGCGGUAUCCGCAUGUUGACACUUGCUAUUUGACAUUUAAAAUGUAUAUUGUGUCUUUACUCGUUGCUUAGUCUGUUGGCUUGUUCAAUUCUCGAUUUAGUAUACAUGUUAGCUGAGUUAGGAGAAGAUGAAUUUUUCUGAGCUGUUUCGACAAACCAAUCAACUCUGCAAGUUUUCGCCCGAUGGGAAAUACUUGGCGUCUGUGACAGAGUUUCGGUUGAUCGUGCGGGAUGUGGAGACGUUUCAGAUACAGAAUCUCUUCAGCUGUUUGGACACUAUACAAGUUAUAGAGUGGUCAGCAGAUUCCCAGUUCAUCCUUUGUGGGUUGUACAAGAGAGGAAUUGUGCAGGUCUGGUCACUUGAACAGCCUGAGUGGAAUUGUAAAGUAGAUGAAGGGUCAGCAGGACUUUGUGAUGUCCGAUGGAGUCCCGAUGGCCGACAUAUACUGACCACUGCAGACUUUAAUUUGCGUAUCACAGUGUGGUCUCUCGUGACCAAGUCGGUGUCCUACAUCCGCUAUCCCAAGCAAUGCCAGAAAGGUAUGGACUUCAGUGUGGGAGGGAAGUAUAUGGCACUAGCUGAGAGACGAGACUGUAAAGACUACAUCAGUAUAUUUACAUGCAGUAUGUGGGAGCUUGUCAAGCACUUUGAGACCGACACGGACGACCUUAGUGGCCUGGAGUGGUCCCCGGACGGUAUGGUGCUGGGAGUUUGGGAGUCCCCUCUCUCCUACAAGAUCCUGCUGUACUCUGUAGACGGGCGAUGCCUGGCUAAAUACAGUGCCUAUGACAACUCCCUUGGUAUCAAAAGUGUGGCGUGGAGCCCUACAAGUCAGUUCCUUGCCGUUGGCAGCUAUGACGAAAAGGUGAGGAUUCUGAACCACAUUACAUGGAAGACCGUGGCAGAGCUGGACCACUCACCGGUCCUGGAGACAAAUAAUGAUGUUAUUGUGUACAAGGAAAUGGAGACGAGAGUGCCUCUACCUGCCACAGAAACCAUGGACGCUCCGACAGCAGCACUCUUCACCGCCCAGAGCAAGUAUGAGGUAGGAGAGUUCCCAGUGAGGAUUCCUGUGGUAAAGCCGGAUACCAGUAAAGCCAACCCAAGACUCGGUGUGGGCAGUGCAGCCUUCAGUUGUGACUGUCGAUACAUGUACACUAAGAAUGAUAAUAUGCCACACACCCUGUGGAUAUGGGAUGUCCAGAGACUUUCCUUGUGUACUGUCCUCAUCCAGACCUCCCCAAUUAAGUGUGUGUGUUGGGACCCCCAUCAGGCCCGCCUGGCUGUGUGUACUGGUUCCAACAAACUGUACAUGUGGUCACCCGCAGGCAGCCUCUCUGUGGAGGUGCCUGUCGAAGGUUCGUUUCCCGUCCAAUCCUUGAAGUGGCACCCCGAAAGUAACACAAUACUGCUGUUAAGUAAAGACCAGAUGUGUGUGUGCUACCUCACUGACACCAACAACCAGGACAGCUGACGGCCGUCCCAUGUUUUAUGUACAAACCGUCCUGUAGUGCUACUCACAAACAUGUCCGAUAUCCAAGGCAUACAAUUCUCCAUCUCCAUGGGGAAAACUUUCAGACAUAAAAUUCCAUGAAUUCCACUUUCAUCAAAAAAGUUGUUCUUUUGUAAAAAUGCAUUAUACAUGUAGUAUAAAGAUAUGUAAUUUCAGUUUUAAUAAAAAAUACAAAAAAACAAAGACAUAAGCUAGGGAUUCCGUA